This is a messenger RNA of Brachypodium distachyon (stiff brome), 864 nucleotides long. Its product is annotated as peptidyl-prolyl cis-trans isomerase FKBP15-1. Gene Ontology annotation, molecular function: peptidyl-prolyl cis-trans isomerase activity. The transcript has 6 exons. Bases 98 to 565 code for a protein of 155 amino acids. Gene Ontology annotation, biological process: protein peptidyl-prolyl isomerization. The record is from RefSeq and is a predicted model, not a curated record. NCBI's taxonomy places the organism in Eukaryota, Viridiplantae, Streptophyta, Magnoliopsida, Poales, Poaceae.
CGCCGGGAAAAAAAAAGCGUAUACACCAUGUACGGUAAACAGUAGACGACCCGAAGAAAUCGCAUCGGACGAGCAAGUGCAGAGGGAGAAGGGAGCGAUGGGGACGAAGAUGCGCCUCCUCUGCCUCGCCGCCGCCGUCGCCGCUGCAGCCAUCCUUCUCACCGCUUCGGCGAAGAAGUCCGCGGAUGUCACGCAGCUUCAGAUCGGCGUGAAGUACAAGCCAGAGUCGUGUACCCUACAAGCUCACAAAGGCGACAAAAUUAAAGUGCAUUAUCGUGGGACACUCACUGACGGAUCUGUAUUUGAUUCUAGCUAUGACAGAGGCGACCCCUUUGAAUUUACUCUUGGGAAUGGUCAGGUGAUAAAAGGUUGGGACCAAGGGUUACUAGGCAUGUGUGUCGGCGAAAAGCGGAAGCUAAGGAUACCUGCAAAGAUGGGUUAUGGGGAGCGAGGCUCCCCACCGAAGAUUCCAGGUGGAGCAACUCUAGUUUUCGACACGGAGCUCAUUGCCGUCAAUGGGAGGACAUCCGAUGGUGCCACCUCCAAUAGCAACAGCGAUCUUUAAUACAUGGAACAAGUUGGACUUCUGUCGCUGCUUCACAAACCGUGCUGCAUUGCGUGUCCGUCAGUUAGAAGUUUACAGGCUUGUUUUUAGAUUGUAUACCAAGGGAUGAUCCCACUGACUAGCUUACUGUUCAUGUACUCCGCCGCACACAGCACUUUUAUCUCUCUUGAUGGUAAUAACACAGAGGCGCCCUUGUUGGAUCAGUCUCCAGCUGUUAACAAACAGCGUCUUCUUCCGUAUAACUCGAACGUGUAAUGAUUGCUGAAGAAUGAAUACUGGUUGAUACUGGUUCGAGGUAG